GCAAGCUAAGGCUAGCGCCAUAGCCAAUUUGUACAACCGAGGCAGGUAUUUUUAGUUGGAAGGAGAAACAAACACCUAAAAGGAGCGAACGGUUCAGAUGCACGUAUUUUCUUCUGGAUAUCGCAAUGGUUUCUUCGCAGUGAAUCGGAAACCAUUCUGGACUUCUAGCUUGCUAGUUGGCUAACGUUAAUUCUCACGGACACGUUUCAUCAUUUAAAACACAAAAUCGAAUGUUGUUUUUGUCAUGAGUCCGGCCGGGUGUUCUCAUGUGAACGGGUAUAAAGUGGACAAUUGGAAGCAAAAUCUACGAGUCAUAUAUCAAUGCUUUGUAUGGAGUGGGACUGCUGAAACGAGGAGACGCAAGGUGCUUCAGAAUGAUGCGGGAUGGACGCCACUGGCCAAGUCGUGUAUCUGUCACAUGUGCGGUGCCCACCUCAACCGGCUGCACUCCUGUCUCUACUGCGUCUUCUUCGGGUGCUUCGCCAAGAAACACAUCCACGAGCAUGCCAAAAACAAACGACACAACCUAGCUAUAGACUUAUUAUACGGAGGCAUCUUCUGCUUUGUUUGUCAAGACUACAUAUAUGACAAAGACAUGGAACAGAUUGCCAAAGAGGAACAGAGAAAAGCCUGGAAAUUACAAGGUAUAGGGGAGAAGUACUCGACGUGGGAGCCCACUAAGAGAGAGCUGGAGUUAUUACGGCACAAUCCAAAGCGACGGAAAAUCACUAGUAACUGCACCAUAGGUUUACGGGGCUUAAUAAACCUUGGCAACACCUGUUUCAUGAACUGCAUCGUGCAGGCGCUCACACACACUCCGCUGCUGCGAGACUUCUUCCUCUCGGACAGACACAAGUGCGAGAUGCAAUCAAACUCCUGUCUAGUGUGCGAGAUGUCCCAGCUCUUUCAGGAGUUUUAUUCGGGGCACCGCUCUCCUCACAUUCCCUUCCGGCUGCUGCACCUGGUGUGGACUCACGCACGCCACCUAGCAGGCUACGAGCAGCAGGACGCCCACGAGUUCCUCAUCGCGGCCCUCGACGUCCUGCACCGCCAUUGCAAAGGUGACGACAAUGGCAAGAAGGCCAACAAUCCAAACCACUGUAACUGCAUCAUCGACCAAAUCUUCACCGGCGGCCUACAAUCGGACGUCACGUGCCAAGUGUGCCACGGUGUGUCCACCACGAUAGACCCCUUCUGGGACAUCAGCCUGGACCUGCCGGGCUCCUCCACCCCCUUCUGGCCCCUCAGUCCCGGCACUGACAGCAGCACGCUCAAUGGGGAGAGCCACCUCACCGGCUCCACCACACUCACGGACUGCCUACGGAGGUUUACUCGGCCCGAGCACCUGGGGAGCAGUGCCAAAAUCAAGUGUGGCGGUUGCCAUAGUUACCAGGAGUCCACGAAACAGCUGACCAUGAAGAAGCUGCCCAUCGUGGCUUGUUUCCACCUCAAGCGGUUUGAGCACUCGGCGAAGCUACGGCGGAAGAUCACCACCUAUGUCUCUUUCCCUCUGGAACUGGACAUGACGCCUUUCAUGGCAUCCAGUAAAGAGAGUCGAAUGAACGGCCAGUAUCAGCAGACGGUAGACGUCUUAAAUAACGAUAAUAAGUACUCGUUGUUUGCGGUGGUGAACCACCAGGGCACGCUGGAGAGUGGUCACUACACGAGCUUCAUCAGGCAGCACAGGGACCAGUGGUUUAAAUGUGACGACGCCAUCAUCACCAAAGCCAGCAUCAAGGAUGUGCUGGACAGUGAAGGGUAUUUGCUGUUCUACCAUAAGCAGUUCCUGGAAUACGAGUAGCCUUACCUGCACCUGCAUCUGCUGCUGGAGAAAAGCCCGCGAGCAGCCCCGCCCCUUCGCCGGCACCAGACGGCCCGUGAGACACAUGCAAACACACAACAACACACACCUCUUCUACCUGAAAACUCAACUGACUACCCACCUGCUCUCGGCCACGCCAAGCGAGGAAGACGAGUGGGACAGAGAGAAAAUAAACAAACAAACAAAACAAACGAGAAAAAAAAAGACAAAAAAUGAAAUGAUGCAACACGUUCAGCUGCACUGAGCGCACUUCUACUUGACGACGGGGGAGGACGGACGGCUGUGGGGAUGGGGGCAAACGACAGAAGAGGAGGAUGAAAGGGAGGAGAGGGAUGGAGGGAGGGAUGAGGGGUGUGAGGUAGGACGAGGGCAGUGCCCCCCUUUCUGACACGACCCAAGCAAGAUCCUUCGCUUUUCCCUUUCUUCACUUCUCCCUUCUCGCCUCCUCUGAGAUGAAGGGAUGCAUGGAGAAAAAGAAAAAAAAGAGGUGGAGGAGGAGGAGGAGAAGGGCACAUCUCAACUUCAACUACAGUAUUGUCUGAUUUAUUUUUUUUGUACUGUUUGGUUCUGUCGUCUUUUUUUUUUUUUUAGUUUUCUUUCUUUUCUCGUCCUCCCUCUAUGGUGCUCUGUCUUGUCGACCCAGCAUUAGAGGUGGGACAGAUUGGGACACUGUUCCUCACACAGAACUGAAUAUGAGAAGAAAAAAAAUCCCCACAAUGUGUGAUGGAAUAGAAAGGUAUUAAUGCACACAACAGAUUUUUUUGUUUUUAAAAAAGAGAAUAUGACAAGUAAUUAUGAUGCUUGUUUGUGACGUUUAGCUAUGAAAAUACUGUAUGACUCUGGGGGUUAUCUGACUAAGAAUGGGGUAAGUGGGACGGACUGAAAGAAUCACAUGGGCCACCUAAUUGGCCAAUAACAUGGCAAGUGUUGCCAUGGCAACUAAAAAAAAAAAAACAGAUUGGCCUGGACCUUUGUUUUGUUUUGUUUCCUUUUUGUUUUAUUACUUUUUUUUUACUUGUCUGUCUGUCCAUGGCAGAUGUUCAGGUCAUUGUCUUGUUUUGUCAUUUUGGGUUUUGAUAUUUUUAUUGGACUGUGGCUGCAACAGAUUGCGAGGGGGGAUAAAGUGGGGGGGGAGUCUUUGUCUUGGUUGUGAAAUGUUCUGGCUGUUCUAAUGAUUAUUAAAUGGGCACAAGGAGGUUGUCAGCAAUAUGUUCAGCAGCGACUCUUGAGUGUUGUAAGCUGAUAAUAAGCAACUGUCGACUCGUCACCCUCAGCCUACCAAAAACUGAUCAACUCUCAAUCGCACGUCUCACAUCUCUGGCUUCCUUAUCUUGGUCUCUCUGCAUUGUUUCUUCUCUCUUUUCACUUUCUCUGCC
Messenger RNA from Engraulis encrasicolus (European anchovy), 3198 nucleotides. RefSeq names its product ubiquitin specific peptidase 22 (gene usp22). The record is from RefSeq and is a predicted model, not a curated record. Gene Ontology annotation, molecular function: cysteine-type deubiquitinase activity; zinc ion binding. Bases 245 to 1801 code for a protein of 518 amino acids. NCBI's taxonomy places the organism in Eukaryota, Metazoa, Chordata, Actinopteri, Clupeiformes, Engraulidae. The transcript has 14 exons. Gene Ontology annotation, biological process: protein deubiquitination.